AUGCCUCUGAACCCCUUCCUCUAUCAGUGGGAUGCCGAGUUUUACUCCAACCGGGCCCUGCGCUGGGCAGCAGAAAGUGGCAAUCUAGCAACUGCGCGGCUCUCACUCAAAGCGAGGCUCCCAGAGGAAGGAUGCCGCAAAAGAUGGGAGUACUUGUAUCUGGCUACACAUUAUAACCAACAAGCCAUCGUACGCCUUCUACUGGAGCAUGGUAUCGACCCGAAUCGGAUUGCGUACCGGGACACUGAGGUGGACGACGGCGGGGAUCAGAACAAUUUCAGUAUCAAUCUGCUCGAUGAAGCCGCAUACGGGGGCUCUGUGCCAAUCCUUGAAUUAUUACUUGAUCAUGGGGCGGUCACUGACCGUCUAACAUUCAUAACAAUGCUAGAACACGCAGCGGGAGAGGGGCGCCUUGCUAUCGUCAAACUUCUUAUGGAGAAUGACUGUGGUCUUGGAGUGAUCGAUCCUGCCGAAUAUCACGAUGCUCUAUGCAGAGCAAUUGAGGCAGGAUCCACCAGUGUGGUUCGGUUCCUGCUUGAAAAGGGGGUUUGUCCCGAGAUGCCGCCGGGGAUACAGCCGCCAAGUCGGUUGUCCAUGGCUCUGGCUGCUUACGUGCACGACCCAGAGAUAGUCAAGAUGUUGCUCGCCCAUGGAGCGAAUCCAUUUCCCGAGGGACCGGUCGGCACCAAUGUCCUCCCAUUGGUAAAUGCUGCUAGAGUGAAGAAUUAUGCAGUGGCUCAGCUCCUCCGUGAAUCUAUCGAUCCGGAGGAGAUGAUCGGAUCGAGAGGCCGGAACCAAGAAUUUCUAUUGUUGGCUGCUGCUGCCUGUGGAUGGGACGAUAUGGUACGGCAACUCCUCGACCAGGGCUGUCUGGUGGAUACAAAGCCCGACAUCGACAAGCAGCAUCUCCCAGCGAUAUCGCUCGCGGCCGAUCGAGGUCACUACAGCACUGUGCAGCUACUACUUUCAUAUAAUGCAAGCUGCAAUCCCCCCUCGAGAUACGAAGAACCCUUCCCACUUCUCCAUGCAGUGGCCUCAGGGCACCUAAAUAUUGUGGAGCUUCUCCUCGAUCACGGUGCAGAACCAAAUGGUAUAGGACGAUGGUAUGAGUGGAGCAAGGGUAUUGGUGAUCUACCAUGCAUAUAUUGGGCUUUGGGACAUCCGAAGAUCUUCCGUUUUCUGCUUGACCGAGGCGCGGAUCUAUCGGUGCCAGCAGUUGAAGCCGUCUUCCAAAUCCACCGGGAUAUACAUGGGCUUGUCUCGAUCAGUCAUAAGUUUGAGGGCGGAGGGCGCGUACCCAUAAGCACACUUGUCAUCCGAGAGGCUCUCAAAAGGGGUUGUACCGAAAUAGUUCAAAUCCUCCUGGAAAGAGGCAUACCAUUGCAAAACCCCGGGGAUGCUGACUGUUGGGGUUACAAACCCCUACCAAUAGCGGCAACGGCGGAGGAUGAAGAAAUGACAAGGCUUAUCUUGGACCAUAGAUUCAAUCUUUCCUCGGGGAGCCUAGGUGUCGAGGAAGCCAUAAACAUUGCUGUCGGUGAAGCAAACUUCUUGUUGUUUAAGCUCCUGCUAGACACAGGAUGGUUGAAUUCUCCAUCUGCUUCUCUGGGAGAUCGAAACAUUCUGGGAAUGGAGAUACCUGCGCCCCCAAGGCCACGGAAAGAUACAAAUACUGAUGCUACUGUGGAUCUGCCAACAGAGCACGGCACGUACAAUGAACCGAGAGAAUCACCUCUAGCCACGUCGCCUCUUGAUCAUCUGUUCACGAGCCAGGCUGUAUCAGGCCCAGGAAAUACGGACAUUUUCGUUCAGUUUUUGUUGGAACAAGGUGCAGAACCCCUCGGAGGAUCUUCCGCCCUUAUGACUCCAUUAGGAAUAGCUUCGAAACGAGGAUAUAUCCAUAUAGUUCAGCUUAUGCUGAGGGUCAUUGAUAGACAGACUAUUACGGAGGAAGAGCUCUUGCUUAAGCUUGGCGUGAUUCUUGAGAUUGAACCUCUAGACGCAGUCGAUCAUAAUAGUUAUGCCGAAUACUACACUGAGCGGAGCAGCAGAAACCUUCCAUAG
Molecule: messenger RNA, 2064 nt
Organism: Penicillium crustosum
Lineage: Eukaryota; Fungi; Ascomycota; Eurotiomycetes; Eurotiales; Aspergillaceae
Product: ankyrin repeat domain-containing protein
Exons: 2
Coding region: 1-2064 (687 amino acids)
Molecular function (GO): protein binding
Source: RefSeq, a predicted model, not a curated record